Molecule: messenger RNA, 1079 nt
Organism: Aspergillus eucalypticola CBS 122712
Lineage: Eukaryota; Fungi; Ascomycota; Eurotiomycetes; Eurotiales; Aspergillaceae
Product: oxidoreductase, short-chain dehydrogenase/reductase family
Exons: 7
Coding region: 20-913 (297 amino acids)
Molecular function (GO): oxidoreductase activity
Source: RefSeq, a predicted model, not a curated record
CGCACAACUAAUAGUCACAAUGGCAUCCGCAAUGGGAAAAGAAGGCGUUUUCCAGCCGCCACAGGCAGCUCAAUCCCAGAAUACUCCAGGGUUAGAGAAGAAAAUGGCACCAGCAAGUGAAGCGACCAAGCUGGAAUCCAGCGGCACUUUCGUUGAGUAUGUCGGUUCUGGCAAACUGAAGGACAAGAAAGCUCUCAUUACGGGCGGCGAUUCCGGCAUCGGCCGAUCGGUCGCGGUCUUGAUGGCUCGCGAAGGGGCCGACGUCACCAUUGUCUACCUACCCGAAGAAGAAGAGGAUGCUCAGGAUACCAAGAAGAUGGUUGAGGCCGAGGGCAAAUCAUGCCACCUCUUCAGCGGAGAUUUAAGAAGUCGCGAAACAUGUCGCAAAGCUGUUGAAGAACAUAUGAACACGUAUAAAAAACUGAACAUUCUCGUCAACAACGCUUCCAAACAAUUUAUGUGCAAGGAUUUCGCACAAAUAGAUCUGGACAAUGUUACCAGCACCUUCGAGAGCAAUAUCAUUCAGAUGUUCGCUAUCACAAAAUUUGCCCUUCCACAUCUAUCCAAGGGCGACUCCAUUAUCAACACCACAUCUACCGUGGCAUUCCGAGGUACAAGCGGUAUGGUUGACUAUAGUGCGACUAAAGGGGCUAUUGUUAGCUUUACCAGAUCAUUGGCAGCACAGCUGAAGACGAAGGGUAUCCGCGUCAAUGCAGUGGCUCCUGGUCCAGUUUACACUCCUAUUCAGGUCGAUACUCGAGAGCCCGAGCAGAUGGAGAACUUCGGCGCUGGAUCUUCCAUCGGUCGACCUGGCCAACCAAGCGAAGUCGCGACAAGCUUCAUCUUUCUUGCCAGCGCAGAUGCUGCACUGUUUUACGGCCAGGUUUUGCACUGCUAUCCUCUGGGGGAUUAAACAAAACUUGAAGCCGAGGACGAAUUGUCUAUGAAGCCACACCAGGGCAAAAGUACAGUGUCAAGCUCCAUGAACCAUUGCAACUUGGCAAUCGUUUCAAUGCUAAAGUUAGAUCCAAGGCGUCCCCGUACCUCUAAGCCAUUUGAUGUGAAAAUAUGUACAUGUA